This is a messenger RNA of Acanthosepion pharaonis, 1092 nucleotides long. NCBI's taxonomy places the organism in Eukaryota, Metazoa, Mollusca, Cephalopoda, Sepiida, Sepiidae. The record is from the annotation of a GenBank genome assembly.
AUGAAGCUUCGAACUCUCUCCGUCUCUUUCUCUCUCUCACCUCUCUCUUCCCCUCUCCCUCUCUCUCUCUCUCCAUCUCUACCCUUUCUCUCUUCCUCUCCCCUCUCUCUCUUCCCCUCUCCCUCGCUCUCCCCAUUUGUCUCUCCUCCUCUUUCUCUACACUCUCUCUCCUCCUCUCCUCUCUCUCUUCCCCUCUCCCUCUCUCUCUACUCCUCUUUCUCUCCCCUCUCUUUCCUCCUCUCCCCUCCCCCUUUUCUCUACACUCCUCUCUCCUCCUCUCCUCUCUCUCCCCAUUUUCUCUUCCUCUUUCUCUACACUCUCUCCUCCUCUCCCCCUCUCUCUUCCCUCUCCCUCUCAUUCCCCAUUUUUUCUUCUCCUCUUUCUCUACACUCUCUCUCCUCUUUCUCUACCCUCUCUCUCCUCUCCCUCCCUCUCUCUUCCCCUACCCUCUCUCCCUAUUCUCUCUCCUCCUCUUUCUCUACCUCCCUCCUCUCCCCUCUCUCUCCUUCCCCUCUCCCUCUCUCUCCCCAUUUCUCUCUCCUCCUCUUUCUCUACAAUCUCUCUCCUCCUCUCCCCUCUCUCACUUCCCCUCUCCCCAUUUCUCUCUCCUCCUCUUUCUCUACAAUCUCUCUCCUCCUCUCCCCUCUUUCUCUUUCCCUCUCCCUCUCUCUCCUCAUUUUUCUCUCCUCCUCUUUCUCUACACUCUCUCUCCUCCCUCUUUCUCCCCAUCUCUCUCUCCUCUUCUCCCCUCUUUCUCUUUCCCUCUCCCUCUCUCUCCUCAUUUUUCUCUCCUCCUCUUUCUCUACACUCUCUCUCCUCCUCCUUCUCUACCAUCUCUCUCUCCUCUUCUCCCCUCUUUCUCUUUCCCUCUCCCUCUCUCUCCCCAUUUCUCUCUCCUCCUCUUUCUCUACACUCUCUCCUCCUAUCCCCUUUCUCUCUUUCCCUCCCCCUCUCUCUCCCCAUUUCUCUCUCCUCCUCUUUCUCUACACACUCUCUCCUCCUCUCCCAUCACUCUCUCUCCCCUCUCUCCCUCUAUCUCUCUGUCUCAUGUCUUAUAACAUGUGCAGAGGCAAGGGCACUGUACGUAGAUGA